Harpia harpyja (harpy eagle) is the source of this 3501-nucleotide messenger RNA. RefSeq names its product ST8 alpha-N-acetyl-neuraminide alpha-2,8-sialyltransferase 2 (gene ST8SIA2). Gene Ontology annotation, molecular function: alpha-N-acetylneuraminate alpha-2,8-sialyltransferase activity. The coding region runs from base 118 to 1245 and encodes 375 amino acids. NCBI's taxonomy places the organism in Eukaryota, Metazoa, Chordata, Aves, Accipitriformes, Accipitridae. Gene Ontology annotation, biological process: N-glycan processing; oligosaccharide metabolic process. The record is from RefSeq and is a predicted model, not a curated record. The transcript is spliced from 6 exons.
CCGGGCGGCGGCGGCGGCGGCGCCGAGCCGGGACGCGGCGUGCCGCGCUCCGCACCCCGCGGAGCGGCGCGGCGCGGAGCGGCCCGGCCCGGCCCGGCCCGGCCCAGCCCGGGAGCCAUGCCGCUGCCGUGCCGGGGCUGGACGCUGGCGUUGCUCACGCUGCUUGUCGGUUUCCUCAUCUUCGCAGAUAUCUCCGAGAUCGAGGAGGAAAGCGGGAGUUCUGGAGGCAGAGGUACAAUCAGAUCAGCUGUGAACAGCUUACAUAGCAAAUCUAAUAGAGCUGAGGUAGUAAUAAAUGACUCUUCGUCUCCAGCUGUUGUUGACAGAAGUAAUGAAAGCAUUAAGCACAACAUUAAACCAGCCUCAUCCAAAUGGAGACACAACCAGACACUCUCUUUGAAGAUCAGGAAACAGAUCUUGAAGUUCCUGGAUGCAGAGAAGGACAUUUCGGUGCUGAAGGGGACGCUGAAGCCGGGGGACAUCAUCCACUAUGUCUUUGACAGGGACAGCACCAUGAAUGUCUCGCAGAACCUGUAUGAGCUGCUGCCCCGCACCUCGCCCCUCAAGGGCAAGCAGUUCCCCACCUGCGCCAUCGUGGGCAACUCGGGGGUCCUGCUCAGCAGCGGCUGCGGCCCUGAGAUCGACGCGCACAGCUUCGUGAUAAGGUGCAAUCUGGCCCCUGUCCAGGAGUACUCGCAGGACGUGGGCAUGAAGACGGACCUGGUGACCAUGAACCCCUCGGUCAUCCAACGGGCCUUCGAGGACCUGGUGAACGAGACUUGGAGGGAGAAGCUGCUGCAACGCCUCCACAGCCUCAAUGGCAGCAUCCUCUGGAUCCCAGCGUUCAUGGCCAAGGGGGGCAAGGAACGAGUGGAGUGGGUGAAUGAGCUCAUCCUGAAGCAUCACAUCAACGUCAGGACUGCCUACCCCUCGCUGCGCCUGCUGCAUGCUGUCCGAGGGUACUGGCUAACAAACAAGGUGCACAUCAAGCGACCCACCACAGGCCUCCUCAUGUACACCUUAGCCACUCGAUUCUGCAACCAGAUCUAUCUCUACGGCUUCUGGCCCUUUCCCCUGGACCAGAACCAGAAUCCGGUCAAGUACCACUACUACGACAGCCUGAAGUAUGGCUACACCUCGCAGGCCAGCCCGCACACCAUGCCCUUGGAGUUCAAAGCCUUAAAGACGCUGCACCAGCAGGGAGCCUUGAAGCUGACAGUGGGGGAGUGCGAUGGGGCGACGUAGGGUGGUCCCCGGCCACGUUCCUGCACAGCCACAGGAGGAAGGGGAGGGGGCGGAAAGGACGAGUGGUGCCUGGUGGGGUUGGUUAUCUUUGUUAAUGCGCAGAACAGCGACACAAAUAUAUAUACGUGGUACCUAUAUAUAUUGACCUGAGUAUUAUAACUGUUUGGUGUUCACCAAGGAAGGGGCAGGAGAGAUGCGGGAGCAUCUGGCAUGACUGGCCUGAGCAAGACCCCCUGCCGUGGGCUUGCUGGGCUCGGAAGGGCGUUCGACCUACGUCCAAAAGGUGUGAAGGUGGCCUUGGUUUUUGAGGGUAUGUUAGGUGAUGGGUAAACGUUAAGCCGUUUGUCGUGACUGGUCCGAGGUUGGUAGUUAGUUUGUUUGGCCAAGGACGCCGGCGCUGGCACUCUGCAGCGAGGCACGUUCUUGGCCCCGUGCUCGUGGCGGGGAGGGGAAGGGGCAGGGAGCGGGGUGGGCAGGGAAGGUUUGUUGGCGGCUCUCACGGCCGAGGGACUGCCUGCAGCACCGAGCAGGACCCAGCUCCUGCCCACCAGGGACUGGUGCCCGGCAGAGUCACGCACAGAUCCAUCCGAAACACGGACCACCGGGCUGAGCGCAGCCUUUGGAGAGGCAAGGGGGAAGCCUCCUGGGCUGCGGCUUGAUCUCCAGGAGGUGGUGGGACAUUGUGCUAAGCUGAUCCCAGUGACAUUUGCUCGGAGAGGAGAUGUGAGGGCCUCCAGAGAACGGGCGCUUCAGCAUUGAGCCGGGUGGACGGCGAGGAGAACGCUGAGCAUGUAUUUUCUCUUCCUUUCCUAAGGAGCAAUUUAGAAAAGAGCAAAGAUGCUGGAACGUGGCAGGAAGGAGGUUUGCUGCCACAAACCGGCACCAUUAGUAUUAAGUGUCUUACUGUGCCACAGUCGAAGACACUCAACAUCUGUCAGGGCUCGUGAAAACCAUAAGUACAUCUAGCUCUUAAUUCCCAAAUGCUACCUGCUAAGCAGCCUGCCUUCUCUCCCCCUCCAAAAAUAACCGCUGAAAUAUUGGUGAUAGGCCUGAGACCCAGCCAAGCAGAAAUACCGCAGGACUUCAAGGGACUUUGUCAAGUCUAAAUAGUUUAUUUUCACUUUGUCCACAAAGAACCAGCAUACAGUGCUGUAUUCCUGAAGUCCUUCUCGGUCCUUUCUUUCAAGCUCCAAUUAGCUCUUACUCUGAAGAGUUAAAUAGGAUGUCAGAUGGAUCUUGAUGGGAUGCUUGCCUAGUGAUGAAUGUCAAAGAAAUAAUCUUUUCCCUUUUUUUUUUUUUCCAGAGAGAACCCAAAAUAUAAAGAAGUUUUUAUAACCACAUUUGCUUUUCUCUAAGUUUUGGGUUUUUUGAGGGAAGCAUCUAGAUUGAUCUGAUUAGCCUGUUUAAUUUUCUGCUUCUGUAGUCUACUCUAUUUGUCUCCUAAUUAGCCAGAAUGCAGGUGAGUCCAGGGUUCAGUGAGUGCAGUUUGGGUUUAAUUUGUGGGACAGUAAAUAACACUAUACAUGCAAGCCUCGGACAUGCACUGCAAUGCUUUCAUGGCUGGGUUUCAUCACCUUUGUGCCUCCUCCUACUGCUGUGUUUUUUAAGUUAAAAAGUGUACGGUUUGGGACUGAAAUACUUGAGAUUGUCUCUUUAAAAGCUGAGUGCUUCAAGUGGUAAAAGGAAGAGCUCACUUUCAUGUUUUGGGACAUAGAAGCUACUGUACCCAUAGGAGCCUCCAGCCUGCUAAUUAGUGUCAGUUGAAGAUGCCUAAGAUUAAGGUAUAAGCAACAUUACAGUGGAUAAAUGUAGGCUAAUCUGCCACCAAGGGGAUGUUUCUUUCCAACUCCAGAAAAUUAUUUCUUUUAUGUAUUUUUUAAAACCUGGCUUUUUUUUUUUUUUUUUUUUUUUUACUUGAGUUUAGUUGCACGAUAAAGCUAAACCUGGCUGUGAACCUCAGCUUAAACUGUUGGGGUUUCCUGAGAUAGGAGGAGACAGAGAGUAAAACUGCAAGAUGGAAGUAGUCUGCAAUCCUGAGGAGCUUCCCAUGAUUCAGGAGUGGUUGUUAAAGCUGGCUAAUUCCCUGGUUUGUCCCCGGCACGGAGGAGGGACAGAGUAGGGAUGAAGCCGCAGGGACUGCUAAAGCCAACUGUUGUAUUGAGGGGCCUGGGCCACGGUACUGAUUGCUGUUAGCAAACCUUCUUUUUAAAUAAAAAUACAAGAAAUGAAAUAAAUGUGUGGGGGGGUUAUUUUUAU